UCGUCCGUCUGUCGUCCGUCCAUCUGAAACACAACAACAUGCCGUCGCUGCUUCUCCACAUCUUCUCCUGCCUCUGUGUCCUCACAGCGCUGCCCUGUGUGUCCCGAGCCACCAGGGAGACGGUGGUGGGCACAGCCGGGCGGAGGGUGACGCUGCCGUGUCGGUCGGAGGCCGUGAAGCGGAGCGGUGUGGAGGUGUGCUGGGGGAGGGGGGAGCCGUCCCUCUUCACCUGCCACAACAUCCUGAUCAACAUGGCCGGAGAAGACGUCUCAUACAGGAAGUCAGACAGGUUCUCUCCAUCCUCCACCUCCUCUCUGUCCAUCUUCCCCUCUCGUGCAUCAGACUCUGGGUUCUAUCACUGCAGAGUUCAGCUGCCCGGUCUGUUCAACGACCAGACCGCCACCAUUCACCUCAUCGUCCUCAGCCCUCGCUCUCCGGCCGAGGACGCAGAGGACACAGAGGACACCAAGGACCUGGACGCCCCGGACACUGCCACCGGUGACACAAUACAAAGUCUGACAGAGGAACAAGGAAGUGAGGUCACCAACCCCACAGAGCCAAUGGUGGCGCUGGUUCAGUCACCUGUUCAGCAGCCAGUGACCAGUUUCCAGACGUUCAUUGGAAACACACUGAGACUGGCGUUCAUCAUCUUCAUCCCCAUGUCGCUGCUGACUGCUGCCUACAGAGUGUGGAGGUGGAGCCAGAGACCAGAGGCUGACAGGGGGCUCAGCCAAUCAGAGGAGGAGGAGGGACACACCUCAGUGUAGACACUUGAGACCCGUGUUUGCUUGGUUACCUGAGUCACCUGAGUUUCCUGAGUUUCCUGAGUUUUCAGACAGGAUUUUGCAGAGUGUAGUUGUUUAUCGCUGUGGUUGUUUUAAUAAACAUUCUUUACGUUCUCUGUAUGAAGAUAUUGUUCGUUCUAUGUUUGUUUGUAACCUCAUGUAUAACAAGUAGAAACAGUUUUUUCAAACAUUCAAACACCAGGGGGCGCUUGAAACCCUGAAAUAAAGACCU
Molecule: messenger RNA, 1017 nt
Organism: Platichthys flesus (European flounder)
Lineage: Eukaryota; Metazoa; Chordata; Actinopteri; Pleuronectiformes; Pleuronectidae
Product: hepatitis A virus cellular receptor 1-like
Exons: 7
Coding region: 39-767 (242 amino acids)
Source: RefSeq, a predicted model, not a curated record